AUGUCGCUGCAAAGUCUCUUCGCCCGCCGCGCCGUCUCCUCAGCGGCCGGAGGCGCCCUGCGUGCCCUCGCGUGCCCGCAAAGACAGGCUGCGCGCGCCGUUGCCGCUGGCCUCUACGACAGCAACUCACGCAUGCUCCACACGUCCAGCGCCCGCUCGGCUGGCGUGAAGAUCUCUCCGUCCGAAAUGUCAAAGCUCCUCGAGGAGAGAAUUGCGGGUUGGAAGGCGCAGACUGCCACGGAGGAGGUCGGCCGCGUUGUCUCCGUGGGAGACGGUAUCGCGCGUCUCUUUGGGCUCGAGGGCGUCCAGGCCGGUGAGCUGGUAGAGUUCCAGAAUGGAAUGACCGGCAUGGCGCUGAAUCUCGAAACCGACAACGUCGGUGUUGUCAUUUUCGGUGACGACAGAUCUGUCAUCGAGGGCGACAGCGUGAAGCGCACAGGGCGCAUCGUGGAUGUGCCCAUCGGCCCUGGCCUGCUCGGCCGCGUCGUGGACGCUCUCGGCAACCCCAUCGACGGCAAGGGGCCGAUCGCCGCCAAGGAGCGCCGCCGUGUGGAGCUGAAGGCCCCGGGCAUCAUUCCUCGCAAGAGUGUCCACGAGCCCAUGAUGACGGGUCUGAAGUGUGUGGAUGCGCUUGUCCCUGUCGGCCGCGGCCAGCGUGAGCUCAUCAUCGGAGAUCGCCAGACCGGCAAAACCGCCGUCGCGAUCGACGCCAUCAUCAACCAGAAAGAGAUCAACGACAGCACGGACGACGAGUCCAAGAAGCUCUACUGCAUCUACGUCGCCGUUGGCCAGAAGCGCUCGACUGUGGCUCAAAUCGUGAAGGCCCUCGAACAGCGCGAUGCGAUGAAGUACACCACUGUCGUCGCCGCGACGGCCAGCGAGGCUGCGCCUCUGCAGUUCCUUGCUCCCUACAGCGGAUGUGCCAUGGGCGAGUGGUUCCGCGACAGCGGCCGCCACUGCGUGAUCAUCUACGACGAUCUUUCCAAGCAGGCGACGGCGUACCGUCAGAUGUCGCUGCUGCUGCGUCGUCCUCCUGGGCGUGAAGCGUACCCUGGUGACGUUUUCUACCUCCAUUCGCGUCUUUUGGAGCGCGCGGCCAAGAUGGGCGACCUCAGCGGCGGCGGCAGCUUGACCGCUCUACCUGUCAUCGAGACUCAGGCCGGAGAUGUGUCGGCUUACAUUCCGACCAACGUGAUUUCCAUCACUGACGGUCAGAUUUUCUUGGAGACUGAGCUCUUUUACAAGGGUAUUCGCCCGGCGAUUAACGUCGGUCUCUCCGUCAGCCGUGUCGGCUCCGCUGCUCAGGUCAAGGCCAUGAAGCAGGUCGCCGGUACGAUGAAGCUCGAGCUGGCGCAGUACCGUGAAGUUGCGGCCUUCGCGCAGUUUGGCAGCGACCUCGACGCGUCCACUCGCCAGCUGCUCACUCGCGGCACCGCGCUCACCGAGCUCCUCAAGCAGCGCCAGUACUCGCCCAUGAAGAACUCCAUCCAGGUUUGCGUCCUGUACUGCGGAGUGAAGGGCUACCUGGACUCGCUGGACCCGAAGGAGAUCUCUCGCUUCGAGUCUCUCUUCAUCGACCACAUCAACAACAACCACCAAGACAUCCUGAAGACCAUUGAAACCGAGAAGGAGCUUAGCGAGAAGACCGAGGCAAAGCUGAAAGCAGCGGUUGACGAGUUCGUGGCUGCGAAUGAGUUCAAGAGAAAAUAG
Besnoitia besnoiti is the source of this 1710-nucleotide messenger RNA. Its product is annotated as putative ATPase synthase subunit alpha. The record is from RefSeq and is a predicted model, not a curated record. The transcript is spliced from 13 exons. Gene Ontology annotation, molecular function: ADP binding; ATP binding; proton-transporting ATP synthase activity, rotational mechanism. The coding region runs from base 1 to 1710 and encodes 569 amino acids. Gene Ontology annotation, biological process: proton motive force-driven ATP synthesis; proton transmembrane transport. NCBI's taxonomy places the organism in Eukaryota, Apicomplexa, Conoidasida, Eucoccidiorida, Sarcocystidae.